AUGCAGAGCUACUCGGUCAUGAGGGACGGGUUCCCUCCUUUCUCCCACUCGCACAACCACCCGCCACCGCCCUCGUUCCCGAGCGAUCCCUCACCCUCGUCCUCAUCGUCCGCCGCGGCAAACGCUCCUCCCCUUCCUCCCUCUCACCUCGCAUCGCAGCGAUCGCGCAUCCCGGCUUUCGCACAAGCUAGCGCACUCUCGGCGAGACGCUCGUCGACGGAACCUGCCGCACAUGCCCUCUCCCGCCCCGACAACUCUCGACCCUUUCCCCCUUCGUACCCUCACGAGCAGACCGGGAGUGCCCGAGCGUCCGACCCGACGAGCUUGAUGACCGCCCCAUUGCCAACCACGAACCGGCACAUCCCGGCAUUCGGCUCCUCCUCCUCCUCUUCCACCGCGGACGUCCCCGCAGCCGCUCCUCCUCCAUUCCGCCGCCCUUCAACCUCCUCAGCCUCCGCCUCAGACCCCUCCCGUCACUCUCCAGAAGCAGACAACGAAUGUGCCGCGGCCCUCUCCGCACUCGCAGCCUCCGCACCCUCUCCCUCUCCCGCUCCCUCCUCUCAACCACUCCCUUCGCACCUCCCCCUCCCUCCAGCCGAUGGGCGCUCACCGACCCUUUCCGCGCAAUCUACUCUAGCAAGCAGCGCUGAUUUCCCACUCGGCCCCCUCGGCGCCGAGGCGAAUGGCGGGAGGGUGGCGUUGAGUCCUGAGUCGGGGGAGGGGUCGGGGUCGGGUGUGGGAGAGGGAGAGGAGGGUGCGAAGGGCGGGAAGGGGAAGAAGGAGUUGAAGCAGACGAAACGAGCGGCGCAGAACCGAGCAGCCCAACGAGCAUUCCGCGAGCGGAAGCAACAACAAAUCCGCGACCUCGAAUCCCGCGCCUCUACGAUUCCGCUCCUCGAAUCGCGCAUAACAGCCCUCGAAUCCCGCUGCCACUCGUACGAACUCGAACGACAGGCGUGGGACCGCGAACGGUGCGCGCUGUUGGGUGAGUUGGAGACGCUGAGGAGGGUUGCGGGGGUGGAGAGGGCGGCGAGUGUGGGUUUGGAGGGGAAGAGGGCGAGAGAGGGAGAGGAGCUGGGAGAGGGAGGGGAGAAGAGGGUCAAGGUGGACGAGGAGUUCCCCAGGGUCGAGCAGGUUGAAUGA
Messenger RNA from Rhodotorula toruloides NP11, 1143 nucleotides. RefSeq names its product transcription factor. Gene Ontology annotation, cellular component: RNA polymerase II transcription regulator complex. NCBI's taxonomy places the organism in Eukaryota, Fungi, Basidiomycota, Microbotryomycetes, Sporidiobolales, Sporidiobolaceae. Gene Ontology annotation, molecular function: DNA-binding transcription activator activity, RNA polymerase II-specific; transcription cis-regulatory region binding. The coding region runs from base 1 to 1143 and encodes 380 amino acids. The transcript is spliced from 3 exons. The record is from RefSeq and is a predicted model, not a curated record.